AUUUGUUGACCAAGAUUGCGGUGCCGUCGUGCCGUUACUGUAGCUAAUACUCCAGCAUGUUCCCUCCACAAUAUCCUUCGCAACCUUUCCCGCCACAUGGUGGUGUAGCAGGCUCCCGCCCUUGGGAAUUACAAACCGCUCCCGAUGGAUUCCACGUACAAGAAAGUGCAAAUGGCCGUUAUUUUCCCCAUCAGUAUGUCGACAUUGUCUUUAAUAGACAUGCUUGUAGAUCCGGUCCACCGCUUCCUCCUGUGCCUCCACCAAUUGACAAAUUUGCUGCCAUGAAUCUAGGCCAUCAAGUUUCACCAGGGCAACAACAACCCCUGGACCAAAUGAGUUAUGGUGCACCGCCUUAUUACCAGCAGGAAAAUCCCUCCGCUUUUCCUCAACAUCCACCAACAGUUCCUCCAUCACAGACACCCUACUACCCCCCACCCUCGGGUCAAGCAGCACAUUCGACCCACUACCCUCCAAGUAUGCCACCAACAAUGUCUCCUCCCAUGCCGCCACAACCACCUGGCCCGAAUAUGGCUCAACAAGGGGCGAUAGAGCCACCAAUGCCUCGGUACCCCCAGUACCCUCCAAGUGCUGCGCUGGGUAAUAAAUCCCACCCACCUGGUGUUCAACCUCAAUAUCUGAACGGCCCACCAGCGGCCCCAACGCAGCCUACCAAGAGAAUAAGCGCUGAAGGACUACCGAGCGCUGUGGAGGUAAUCGAAUCAAACCGAACGCAAUGUUCAGGUCCCUUUUUCACCAGCCAGCGCAGCGUCUUGCCUCCAUUGGUUACCACCGAUUUCAGCUGUCGUGAUGAGGGCAACUGCAACCCUCGUUUCAUCCGGUCCUCUCUCUACGCGAUUCCGACCACGUCCGACUUGAUGAAGACAGUUGGCAUCCCGUUCACACUGACGAUUUCUCCAUUCGCAUCCCUGCAUGCUGAUGACCAACCCAUUGUGGUUAGCGACAUGGGUGAACAGGGUCCCGUCCGUUGUAUGCGAUGCCGAGCCUAUAUGAAUCCGUUUGCGAGCUUUAUUGAUGGUGGCCGACGUUUCCAAUGCUCAUUGUGCGGUGGAGUCACAGAAGUACCGGUUAACUACUUCGCCCACUUGGAUCAUACCGGGCGCCGGACUGAUACAUACCACCGACCGGAACUGUGUCUUGGCAGUUACGAGCUCACGGCCACAGCAGAAUAUUGCAAGAACAAUGAACUGCCGUUACCACCGGCUUUUCUCUUCUUGCUGGAUGUCUCACAAACGUCGAUUCGUUCCGGACUUGUACAGCUAUUUUGCUCACAGUUCAUUGAGCGUAUAUUGCCUAAACUCCCAAAGGAUGACAAUGCUCCGGAAAGCGCGUCUGGAAUCAGAGUGGGAUUCAUGACCUAUGAUCAUCAGCUUCAUUUCUACAGUUUGGCUCCCGAAACUGCUUGCAACGGUACGACCGAGGGUAGCAUCCACCAUGCCGACGUGUACGUCAAGCCACAGAUGCACAUUGUUGCCGACGUAGAAGACGUUUUCGUCCCAACGAUAGAAGGCUUUCUAGUCCCACCGGAGGCCUCCUCUAUCAGUAGCCUAUUGAGCCUAAUUCCUGUGCAGUUCAGUUCCAAUUCGGCAUCAUCUGCUCCGGACGCGAUGCUGGGUCCGGCAAUACAGGCUGGUCUAGAGACGUUACGUGCAGCCAAUCGACCAGGGAAGUUGUUUGUCUUCCAUUCCAAUCUUCCAACAGCGGAAGCUCCAGGAAAAUUGAAAAAUCGAGACGAUCGGCGUCUUGUCGGCACUGAGAAAGAAAAGAGUAUGCUUGUGCCUGCAGGAGACUUUUACACUGGACUGGGGCAGUUGUGUGUGGAGGCCGGGUGCAGCGUGGAUCUAUUCUUGUUUCCCAACGCGUACACCGACGUUGCCACUUUGGCGGAGAUUCCCAGGUUAACAUCGGGUCAUUUGUACAAGUACAACUGCUUUCAGGCUGACCUCCAAAGUGAGCACUUCUUAUGCGACUUGGAACGAGCCGUCUCCCGCCCCAAGGCAUUCAAUGCCGUCAUGCGUGUCCGUACCAGUACGGGGAUCAGGCCGGUCGAAUUCUUUGGCAACUUCAACCUCCCAAAUACCACUGAUAUCGAACUCGCUUGUGUUGAUCCAGACAUUGCUGUCACAGUGGAAAUUAGACACGACGAUAAACUUCAGGACAAAGAUGUUGCAUUCAUUCAAGUCGCCUGUCUGUUCACCUCGUUGUCUGGCCAGCGCCGCCUUCGCAUUCACAACCUAUCCCUGGCCACCACUAGUUCCAUUCCUGAGAUAUUCCGCAUCGCUGAAUUGGAUACUCAUAUGAACUGGUUGAGCAAAUUUGCCAUGCGUGCUUUGUGCACACGGGCACAUCCGCAUGUGGUAGACGACUUGACUGCGCGUACCGCCCAUACACUGGCUGCGUAUCGGCGUCAUUGUUCCGGCGGUCCGGGCGAUGUCGGUGCCAGCCCAGGCGAGCUUGUAUUACCACAGAACAUGAAACUCUAUCCACUAUACGUUCAGUGUCUGAUGAAAUCGGAUGCCUUUAUGCCUGCGGACAAUAUUUCAAUAGAUGAACGCGCGUUGCUUAUGUUCUACGUGAAUGGUAUGGACGUGAAACAAUCGAACAGCUAUCUUUAUCCUCGUCUAUUUCCUGUGGUAAGUUCCAGAACAUGGAUCGGUGGACGGGUAUGGACGCAUGGAGCGAGAUGGGCAAAGUGGUUAGAGCGCGAGUUUACUGGUGGUUCGAACCCGACCUCUGCAUCUCGACUUCCCCUGUUUAGGCUUGGACAACCUGGCAGUAUCCCAGCCCUCGUGCCUCCUUCGGGUGGCAUGGCAGUUAGGCACCAAAUAAGUGCUACAGUUGAACGAUUUUUUUCAUGGACGCAUUUGACCUAUCUGAAUCGAUGCCCAUGUAUUGUCCACAGUGAAGUGACGGACAAUAUUUCAAUAGAUGAACGCGCGUUGCUUAUGUUCUACGUGAAUGGUAUGGACGUGAAACAAUCGAACAGCUAUCUUUAUCCUCGUCUAUUUCCUGUGGUAAGUUCCAGAAGUGAUGAGGCACAAACGGUCUUGCCGUCGCCGGGAGCAGCUGUCCAGCGCGAGUUUACUGGUGGUUCGAACCCGACCUCUGCAUCUCGACUUCCCCUGUUUAGGCUUGGACAACCUGGCAGUAUCCCAGCCCUCGUGCCUCCUUCGGGUGGCAUGGCAGUUAGGCACCAAAUAAGUGCUACAGUUGAACGAUUUUUUUCAUGGACGCAUGUGAGCAGUGAUGCAGUACAAAGCGGUUAUCAUUGCUCCGGUCGAUACACCGACCGAUCCCUAACCAUCUUUCUUUCUGAGUUGCAAAAGGAAUGCUAUUUUGGCAAGUUGGGACUGCUAGUUGGAGAAACCCUGCGCUAUCAAAUUCAUGUGCAUACUUUAGCUCCCAACUUCGAAGGUCAAUUGGUCUACCCACCGGCUUCGAUUCGUUGUUCCUAUGAAUGGCUUCAACCGGAUGGCGCGUUUCUGUUGGACAAUGGAGUCAACUUGUUCUUAUGGCUCGGGAGCAAUCUGCCUGCGGAGUGGAUUCAAAACGUUUUCAACGUACCUAGUGCCAGACAAUUUGAGCCGGAACGGGUGUACGAUCUUCCCAGACUGGAAACAGAUGUCUCGCGUAACCUUAGUUAUCUGAUUCACAGAAUUCACGAGGAACAUGGAAGGCACACUCGGCUUUUGGUGGUUCGACCCGGAGACAAGUUAGAGGCGUGCUUCAAACGUUUCUUAGUUGAAGAUCGUCACAGUGGAAACUCGGUGUCUUACGUGGAAUACUUGUGCCACAUACACAAGGAAGUGUGUGGUCUUCUUCGAUGAUUGUCUGUACGGCCGCCUGCAAAUCGCUCCGCCUUGCCCUACUUCGUUGUUCCUACUCUCCCCGUCGCUUGCGAUAUUUAUUCAUAUCGCACUGAAUUCAUCCUCACAAGCGAUGCUAUGCAGUUCGGGAUCUCUUGUCUGUGGCACCUCCGCGUCCGUCCAACCAGCCAAUGCCUGAUUUGUCACGUUUACGUAAGGUGAUUUGCCGGUCGAUGGACCACACACACCCCAGUUGACGCAGUAUUACCCGUUGUCCUGCUUUUCUGGCAUGCACCGCCUGUGCCUUCUCUGUUGUUAUCUGUUGGGUAUUUUCGUCUUUCAUGGGCUAGCCCACUCGUUAGCGGUCAAUCGUUCAGCACUCCCUUCAGGGGCGGCGGCGCUCUCGUCAUUUUUAAUUCGGUCUCUCUUUGUUACUUACAGUUCAUUCUUCGGACUGGUUGUUUGGUUAUCCCAAUCCCAUGUUGAAAAAAAACUGUUUCAAACGUUCUUCUGGCGUGUACUAAAUGCCGUUUUUUCAUACUUAUCGACACAUAUGCGCUUCGACUAGCUGGCUGUCCGUUUGAACAAAAUCACUCGCUUUUGUUCGCUUCUAUUCAAUCUGUAUUCCGGAACUCCGCUUCCAUUGGGGUGCGAUUACUCAAGUAGGUUUCUGUUCAUCCUAUCUGAAGGCUGUUGCAUUGCCGUGUGUUGUCUGCCCUUGAUCGUUUUCACUCCUCUUUCUGGGAUCCAGUUUCCUCUAACUUUGAUUUUUACCUCGGUAUCUGCGUGAUCGGCCUCUUCAGUGAUUACCGGACUUCGUCACAGCCUUCGCUUUUUCCUUGUUGGAAUGGGG
Messenger RNA from Opisthorchis viverrini, 4677 nucleotides. RefSeq lists its product as hypothetical. Gene Ontology annotation, molecular function: zinc ion binding; SNARE binding. The transcript is spliced from 17 exons. Gene Ontology annotation, biological process: COPII-coated vesicle cargo loading; endoplasmic reticulum to Golgi vesicle-mediated transport; intracellular protein transport. Lineage: Eukaryota; Metazoa; Platyhelminthes; Trematoda; Opisthorchiida; Opisthorchiidae. The coding region runs from base 57 to 3845 and encodes 1262 amino acids. Gene Ontology annotation, cellular component: endoplasmic reticulum exit site; COPII vesicle coat. The record is from RefSeq and is a predicted model, not a curated record.